Molecule: messenger RNA, 864 nt
Organism: Spizellomyces punctatus DAOM BR117
Lineage: Eukaryota; Fungi; Chytridiomycota; Chytridiomycetes; Spizellomycetales; Spizellomycetaceae
Exons: 2
Coding region: 247-864 (205 amino acids)
Source: RefSeq, a predicted model, not a curated record
UUUUUCUUACAAGAGAUUUUAUUAUAGCUGUCACAUAAAAGUUUGUAGACGGCUGCACACUUUAACCUCCAAGCCUCACUGCCGCCCAUCGUUGUCGUCGUCGUCGUUUUUGUUUCUUGUGGAUUUACUACACUUUUACAACUGUCAAGUAACUACCUACGCACCCUUUUUUUUUUUAUAUCAAGCCCUUUUAUACGACGCGCUUUCAAAGAGUGUUUGUCUCUCUUCCAUAAAAGUUCCUCACAAAUGCAUAGAGUCUUUCAAGGACUACGGCCCAUCUUUGGUGUAGGGCACUUUAAUCCCACUGCUGAUGGAGUAUCAAAGGCUGCGGCAUUCUUGGGCGGACUCGGAGGGAACUCUGACGAACCCAUUCACGAUCCGUUCCUAGGAACAGAUAUCCAGACCGUCCAUCCUCCUCGCCUGCACGCUUCCCAACCACAGCAACAACAACAACCUCAACAACAACAAGCACCACACCAGCAUCUAUACCAAUCACAUUUAGCUCCAUGCAGUUCGUUGGAAACUAGCGCUCCUUUGGUGGCCCCGUCCGCCGAGGCCGUCACAGUUCAACCAGCACUCUUGGACACGCUCCCCACCGUCUCUUUCCUACAACCACCCGCACGCGCGCACCCGCCAACACCGAUAUCCACACUAUUAGCUUUUAGAAAGCAGAUAAAGAAUGACACGGCCGUAGAAGAGAAUCUCUUGGAUCCUGUCGCUGUGGUGGAUUUUGCCCAGGAAUUGACAGUGCCUGGUGUGGAAGGAUUGGAUAGCACGUCGCAGAUGACUUGUAGUAUAGAUUUUGAGGUACGUGGUCCUACGGAUUCCCGGCGUGCCGUAUUUCCCACCAGAACGACCUAUUGA